This is a messenger RNA of Chara braunii, 4005 nucleotides long. NCBI's taxonomy places the organism in Eukaryota, Viridiplantae, Streptophyta, Charophyceae, Charales, Characeae. The record is from the annotation of a GenBank genome assembly.
UCCGGAGAGAGAGAGAGAUCGGGAGAUCUUCGCUAGCUGCUGGACACCAGAGCCCAUAGUGUUAUGGCGGAAGACCACAUCGUCGCCCGUAUUGCAGCUGCUGCUGGACUGCUCAAUGUCCAUUGAAGCAGAGUUUAAAACUUGAAUCCAGGGCAGGAUAGCCCAGUAGGCCUCUGUUUCAAGGGAAGGAAGUGUGGCCAAGGGGUUCGCAGUGUGUGAAGAUUCAUGCCAAUUCCAGUCGACAGGAGUAGCUAUGGCAUCACGUUCGCGCACGUGUGGCCUUGCACUGUGGGCAGUUGUUGUAGCGACAUUGUUUUUGGCCAGUGUCUUCGCUGAACCAGUGGCACUCGGUGACAAGAACUUCGAUGAGCAGGUCAAGGCAGAUGGGAAGCUAUGGUUCAUCAAGUUCUUUGCGCCUUGGUGUGGCCAUUGCAUGAGGCUGGCCCCAGGUUGGAAAGAUCUCUCCCAGAUCCUAGCGGAAGAUCCGAUCAUAAGAAUUGCCCAUGUGGACUGCACAACGGACAAAGACACGUGCACCAAGCACGGCAUCAGGGGCUAUCCCACCAUGAAGGUUUUCUACAACGGAGAGUUCCUUGAAGGUUACAAUGGUGAUCGUGAUGUCGAGUCGUUGAAAAAGUUCAUCUUGGGAAAGGCUGAGGCGACUCGGCAGCACCCAAAGGAUCCCGAUCAAGAGCAGGAGAGGCCGGAGGAGGUGGAGAAGGUGGGGAAGCCGGGGGAAAAUGCUGCAGCAGUGGUGGCUCCGACAAGUGGGCCAGUGGUACUCGGUGACAAGAACUUUGAUGAUGAGGUGAAGACUGAUGACGACACUGUAUGGUUCAUCAAGUUCUUUGCACCUUGGUGUGGGUACUGCCAGGAGUUGGCUCCGGUUUGGAAAGAUCUCUCUCAGGUCCUCGCCGACGAUCCAAAUAUCAGAAUCGCCCUCGUCGACUGCACUGUCGAGAAAAGCACGUGCGCCAAGCAUAACAUUAAAGGCUACCCAACAAUCAGCGUCUUUCACAGAGGUGCGUUUGUCGAGUAUUAUGAAGGCGAACACGGUGUCGAGGACUUGAAAACAUUCAUCUUGGACUUUGCAAGCGAGGUGUCCGGGAACAGGCCUGAGGAACAUGCGGCGGCGGCAGGAGCUGAAGCUGGCACGCCAAUCGCGCUCAGCAGCGAAAACUUCGACGAGCUGGUGAAGGAUGAUGGUAAGGUGUGGCUUAUAAAGUUCUUCGUAUCUUGGUGUGAUUACUGCCAGGAGAUGGCUCCAGUUUGGAAAGAACUCUCUCAAGCAUUUGUUGAUGAUGCCAAUGUGCGUAUUGCCCAUGUGGACUGCACCGUAGAGAACGACCUCUGCACCAAGCACGACAUUAAAGGCUACCCAACAUUGAGUGUCUUUCACAGAGGUGCGUUCCGCGAGUAUUAUGAAGGCGAACACAGUGUYGAGGACUUGAAAAGCUUUGUCUUGGACCUUGCGAAGGAGGUGUCCGGGAACAAGCCUGAGGAACAUGCGGUGGCAGSAGCUGAAGCUGGAACGCCAAUCGUGCUCGGCAGCAAAAACUUCGACGAGCAGGUGAAGGCUGRUGGUAAGGUGUGGUUUGUAAAGUUCUUUGCACCUUGGUGCGGUUUCUGCCAGGUGUUGGCUCCAGUUUGGGAAGAACUCUCUCAAGCAUUUGUUGAUGAUGCCWYUGUGCGUAUUGCCCAYGUGGACUGCACCGUCGAGAGGGACCUCUGCACCAAGYAUGAMAUCAAAGGCUACCCAACAAUGAGUGUCUUUCACAACGGUAGAUUCUUGAAGGAGUACGAGGGUGGUGGAGACCUYGAGGCAUUGAAAACCUUUGUCUCGAGUGCCGCUCUGGAGGCAAGCGGGGAGGAGAAACCAGAGGAAUCUGCAGUGGUGGAGGCUGAAGAUGGCAUGCCGGUCGUACUCGGCAGCAGCAAUUUCGAUGACGAGGUGAAGGCUGAUGGAACGGUCUGGUUUGUCAAAUACUUUGCACCUUGGUGUGGAUUCUGCAUGGACAUGGCUCCAGCUUGGAAACAGCUAUCCCAAGCAUUUGCUGAGGAUGCCACAGUGAGAAUCGCCGAGGUGGACUGCACGGUGCAGAAGGAAAUAUGCACCAAGCAUGGCAUCAAGGGCUAUCCCACGAUCAACGUCAUCCACAACGGCAAAUUCUUGAAGGAGUACGAGGGUGACACAGAUUUCGAGUCCUUGAAGGGCUUCGUCUUGGCUGCUGUGGAGGACGUGAAGACGGAGAAUCAUCCUGAGGCAACAGGAAAGGUCGAGGACGGUGAGGCCAGCGGACCAGUUGUGCUAGGCGACUCGAGUUUCAACAAGCAGGUCAAGGCGGAUGGCAAAGUAUGGUUCGUGAAGUUCUUUGCACCAUGGUGUGGCCACUGCAAGAGGUUGGCUCCAGCUUGGAAAGAGCUAGCUCAAGCCUUGGCGGAUGAUGACACUGUGAGAAUUGCCCAUGUCGACUGCACGGCGGAGAAGGAUACCUGCACCAAGCAUGAAGUCAAGGGCUACCCGUCAAUGAAGGUGUUUCACAAUGGGCAGUUCGUGAAACAGUACAGAGGUGCUCGCGACGUCGAGUCACUUAAAGAAUUCAUCUUGGACAUUGCCAAGGAGGUGGAGGACAAGGAGCCUCAAGAAACUGCAGAAGUGGAAGAAGCCAAAGGAAAGGGGCCGCUUGUGCUGAGGGACAGCAGUUUUGAUGAGAAUGUCAAAGCUGAUGGGAAAGUAUGGUUCAUAAAGUUCUUUGCACCUUGGUGUGGACACUGCAAGACGUUGGCUCCAGCUUGGGAAGAGCUCUCUCAGUCUUUGGCUGAUCAUGCCACUGUAAGGAUCGCCCACGUGGACUGCACUGCUGAGAAGGAGACUUGCAAGAAGUACCAAAUCGGAGGCUAUCCAACAAUGAACGUCUUCUACAACGGCAAAGUUGUAAAGGAAUACAGUGGGAAUAGGGAUGUUACAUCCUUGAAGUCUUUUGUCCUAGGCGUCGCUGAGGAGGUAAAUCAGGAGAAAAAGCCUGAGGAAACUGUGACAGAAAAGGAAGGUGAGGCUGGGGGCCCAUUCGUACUAGGUGACAAGAGUUUUGAUGAGCAGGUGAAGGCAGACGGCAAGGUAUGGUUCAUAAAGUUCUUUGCACCUUGGUGUGGACACUGCAAGACGUUGGCUCCCGCUUGGAAAGAGCUCUCUCAGUCUUUGGCUGAUCAUGCCACUGUAAGGAUCGCCCACGUGGACUGCACUGCUGAGAAGGAGACUUGCAAGAAGUACGAAAUCAGAGGCUAUCCGACAAUGAGCGUCUUCUACAAUGGCAAAGUUGUGAAGGAAUACAGUGGGAAUAGGGAUGUUACGUCCUUGAAGUCUUUUGUCCUAGGCGUCGCUGAGGACGUAAAGCAGGAGAAAAAGCCUGAGGAAACUGUGACAGAAAAGGAAGGUGAGGCCGGGAGCCCAGUCGUACUUGGUGACAAGACUUUUGAUGAGAAUGUUAAGGCUGAUGGGAAAGUAUGGUUCGUAAAGUUCUUUGCACCUUGGUGUGGUCACUGCGAGACGUUGGCUCCAGCUUGGAGAGAGCUGUCUCAGAAUUUGGCUGAGCAUCCCACUGUAAGGAUCGCCCAUGUCGACUGCACUGCUCACAAGGACACUUGCAUGAAGUACGGAGCCAGCUGCUAUCCAACAAUGAAGGUGUUCUAUGACGGCAAAGUUCUGAAGCAAUACAGUGGGGAGAGGGAUGUUACGUCCCUGAAGUCUUUUGUCUUAGGCGUUGCUGAGGAGGUGAAGCAGGAGAAAAAGCCUGAGGGAGGUGAUUCAGGUGAGGCUGGGGCCCCAGUUGUACUAGGUGACACGAGUUUUGAUGAGCAGGUGAAGGCAGACGGCAAGAGCAGAACAAGAACUGUUGCAUACUGUAACGGUGCGGACCAGAACAAGAACCGACCUCUCAAUACAAAGUACAAGAUGGCGUAGAUACCAAUGAUCCGAACAACCAAUAUUGCAAUGCAGCCCUGAAC